This is a messenger RNA of Corylus avellana, 645 nucleotides long. Lineage: Eukaryota; Viridiplantae; Streptophyta; Magnoliopsida; Fagales; Betulaceae. The record is from RefSeq and is a predicted model, not a curated record.
AUGGCACUUAUGACAUGUGUUGAAGUUGGCACUGAAGCUGAAAUUUGCUUGGAUACAAUGCACAUCACUGAAGUUCCAUACCCUCUAAGCACUGAUGGCAGCUGUGGAAACUCUCUCUACAGAGUCUACUGCAACAAUGGCGUUCUUGAGUUCUUGUCAGGAGGAGAAUUUUACUACAAAAUCCUCAGCAUUAACCCGAGUGCUUAUAAGCUUGUUAUAAGCCCACCGCCAAUAAAGAAAGACACGUGUUAUUCUUCUGAUUUUGCUUCUGGGGGAUUAAAGCUGGACGAGAGCUUGCCCUUCAACGUUUCUACUCACAACACUGUCUUGCUGCUGAACUGCACCGACAACAUUCUCAAUUCUCCUCUCAACUGUUCUGCAAAUGCAAGCAGCUUUUGCAGGCUGUACGAGGAGGAGGUGGAGGAGGCAAGUGGGUGUAGAAACACCCUUUGCUGCCAUUACUUGAAGGAUUCUGCCAUGUUUUCACAUAUGAUUAGGGUGAGGGCUGGAAGCUGCAGUGCUUAUACCUCUGUGGUGGAUCUGAAGCUUGGAGCCCAUUUGGAUUCUUGGAACUAUGGCAUUGAGCAACAAUGGGUGCCCCCCCAACUAAGUUUUGGUUGUUGGGCGAGUCAUGCUAUUCAAUAG